Racocetra persica is the source of this 659-nucleotide messenger RNA. NCBI's taxonomy places the organism in Eukaryota, Fungi, Glomeromycota, Glomeromycetes, Diversisporales, Gigasporaceae. The record is from the annotation of a GenBank genome assembly.
ACACUUGACACCAUCAAAAAAACACUUCAAGGAUUUUACCCAUAUCUGGAAAAAUCAAAAGAAAAAUCAGCACCAGAGUUUAGUACCAAACCUGUUGAUCUCAUUAAGAAACUUGAUUCAUUACUUGAGAGGGAUGAUUAUGACACGGAUCUUCAGUUUAUGGCAAAUGUUCAGGGCACCGUUGGGUCGCUAAAGGAUGGUCAUCUUUCUUUCUCAUCGGAUUGUUACGUGAGCCGAUUCGUAUUUACACAGCAAUUUUAUUUGUAUUCUACAAUUAAAAAUAACGAAACUCAGGUAAUCCAAGUCCUUGAAGACUUACUAGAUCCUAGUAACGAUGAGUGCGAAGUUACCAAAAUCGAUGAACGUCCAGCGAUGGAAGUCAUCACUGAAUUUGCAUAUACACUUCAAGAAUUUAGAGAUCUAGGAGUAGCAUUUAACAAUGCAUUAACUUCUUAUACUAUAAUUAAUGGAACAAAUAUUUCACCUAAUCCGCCACAAUUUACAAUACGAUCCAAUCUUCCUGAAAAAUCUGUCACUUCGUAUACGUUGAUUUGUACUGAAAAAAACUCUACGAUAACUGAAAAAACCAUCUCGAGAGAAUGGGUAGCGAUUGAUCAAAUGCCCGGAAUGUUUAAAGAUUCAAAUACAUAUUGGAAUAA